Bactrocera oleae (olive fruit fly) is the source of this 8278-nucleotide messenger RNA. RefSeq lists its product as uncharacterized. NCBI's taxonomy places the organism in Eukaryota, Metazoa, Arthropoda, Insecta, Diptera, Tephritidae. The record is from RefSeq and is a predicted model, not a curated record.
ACGCGAUUCAGUCAUCGUUAUCAAUUCAAUGCGAACAGAGCGUGGCUGGAAAUUUCAAAAUAUUUUUCACUUACCUUUACUCUGUGUUGGUAGAUUGGCUAAGAACGGAAGUGGCAGUGAAGGUGGCCGAGAGUGGCAGCAGUGUUAUUGAGAGCAUUGGCAAAGGCGAAAUUCCAAAAAAUAUACGAAAAUAAAUUAAAGAGAAAAAAAGACAACAGCAACUACAAGAAAUAUAAGCGAGCGUCAAACGAGACCGGCAAAAUACAACGGCGAAAGUGAAGCAAACAAGUUUGUGUGUUUGCGUGUGCGUUUAUUUCCGUGGAAGUCAAUGUAAUAGAAUUGGCCAAUAACAAAGUUUUCGCCAAGUUUUGGUUUAAUUUGGUUUAUUUCGUUUCAUUUGUGUCUCGAUCAAAUUUAGCCGAAGGUAAUACAAUGAAAUUAAGAGUUAUAUAUUUAUUUUUACCGAAUAAAUGUAACAAAUAGACAAGGGAAUUUAUAAAAGAUGGCAAAUUGGUAAAUUUGUCGACACUAACAAUAGCAAAGUGUGCAACAAAAGCCAAUGUGAGCCAGUGAGGGAAAACUAGUUUGUAAGCAACAAAUCCACCGCCAAUCGGCUUAACGGUUUCGUAGAAAUAUUGUCGUUGGUAUAGCGGCUCAUAAGCAACUUGUUUGUUUACUAGAAUAUAUAUGAAAGAAACACCGUUAUUUUCAAUACAAAAAUCGAUUCUAGUUUGCAAUUUGCACAAUGCUCUUGUGCCCAUAAAUAAAUUAGCAACUGCAGCUUAACUAGUUAUGAAAUUAAUCCCGUAUGCCAGCGGCUGCAUAAAUAAAUAUUUGCUGGUAACAACAAUAUUGCUCUCCGCUGCGUACGUUGCUCUGAAUCGGCACGAAAAUACACUGGCAUACUGAGAAUUAUAUGGCAAUAUAUUAUAUAUGGUAUCAUUAAAACUGCUAUCAACUAUGAAAAACUACUGGCAUUAAUUUAACAUGAAAAUAUGCCUGAUCUGAAGAUCGAACGCGCACAUACACAUAUGACUCUACCAACUGCCAUCAUAUGUAUGGUAUGACACAGCGUAUACGUAACUCUACUUAGUUUCUGAAUAGCGGUAAGCCAGCUUUGAAUUGCAAAAGCAUGUCAUAUAGCAGAACAAAUAAAAUAAAAUAGAAAGGAAAAGGGAACUGAAGCGAAUUUAAGAUGAAUACAAACCAGCACAACUAAACUUAAAUAAAAGUAACAGCAAUUUUGCGGCUUAUGAUUCAUGCUAAAACCCGCUACUGCUCACAAAUUUCUAGCAGCAACACUAUUUCCAACUGCGUUAUGCAAAAACAAUUACAACAGAAACACAAAACCUAUUAGUGGCUGCAAAGGGUGUGUAAUACACGUGCGUGCUACAACCGUAAUACCGUUAUUAUUGCAUAAUAUCCGCACCAACGACAGCAAGGACACUAAAAAAUAAAAAAAAAUUAAAAUAUAACAGUAAUAAUAACAACAACAAAAGUGUGAGCAACAUAUGAAAAUGAAAGCCAAACAUAAAACGUGUGUUGUGGCGGCCGCGGCGGCGGCGACCGGCGUUGGUGUCGGCGCUGGUGAGAAAAUGAAAUCGGUGAUAUUGUAUCCAUAUGGACCGCUAACAGGGACAGGAUGUUGUCGCAUGCUACAUGCGAAAAAUUUGGCGUUAACAAGUGCGAUUUACACAAUUAAUAUGUCACUACUGAUUGUAUUGAUUUACUCCUGGCGAAUUAAUGUGAAUAUGCGCAAGGUGGAGUCAUUGGAGGAUGUUUACUAUGGUGUUCAAAUAGCUUAUUUCGCCAUUAUCGGCACUCAAAUGUCCAUGAUAGUGCUGAGUGUAAUGUUAAUAUUCGGAAUUUAUAAGGAGAAUCCCGGUCUCAUUGUGCCAUGGAUAAUUGGCUACAUCACGUUUAUGGCGCUGGAAGCGGUGGCCAUGGUCUACUCCAACGUUUUACGAGAUCAUGUAAAUAAGCAAUUUGAUGCAAUGUGCAAAGCGGAAGUGGCCUUCUUCAUACUUCGCGCAGUCAUUAAUGUGCUCGCCAUGUGGGGCGUUUUGCGAUUCUACAAUUUGGUACGUUCUGGUAUCACAUGGAAGGGUCCUGAGGUAAUUGAACUAAGAUAUAACGGCAACGACUCUCACCAAGUCGAAACACGCUUACCAAGUAGUCACACAUAUCACCUCUCCUCCCAUUACCAAUCGCAGGCAAAAACCACUUCGUCGGCAGCAGCGACGACGGCAUAUCAUCACUGUAACGGCGGCAGCGAAAGCAAACAGCGUCGCCUCAACUACAUACCCGAUGUUGAGCGCAAACCGACCGGCUGUUGCUUCUUCGACUUCGACGAUUACGAUGAAGAUGACGAUGACGAAGAACUGGAAUGCGGCGAUGACGAUUACGAUUAUGAUGAUUACUACUAUGACGAUGACGAUGAGGAUAGUUCCGAUUGCACGAUGCUCGGCGCCAUAUCAAUGCAUCAGAAACGUCAGUGCCACCGCACACUGCGACCGUCACACCUGCACGUACACACGCACUCAUCGCGACCGCGGAACAACAACAUACGCACUGUGUUGAUUAACAAACGGCAUCAUAAGUACAAAAUCACACAGCCGCAGACACGACUCGAGGUGAUCAACGAGUCGGAGCGUAGUGCGGGCAGUGGUAGUGAUGAGAACGAUUCCUUGUUGGUCGCUUAUGAUAGCACAUCGUCGUUGGCGUCGGUUUGACAUUGGCCGGCGUGCGCUUGUAGUUGCUUUGGAAAUGCGCGAAAGGACGAUGGAAGCGGCAACGGCGAUAGAGCUGACGGCGUCGGGCAUAAUGAACCGGCAAUCGCGACAGCCGACGGCGAAGCGGCCGAAUUGCAGCAAUUACAGUUGCAAAUUUGGCAGCAGCAAUGGUUACGACGACAGCAGCGGGGUCAACGCAAGUGGCAACGCGAGCUUCAGCGUCAGCGCCGAUGUCCAUUACGACGAGUCAACAGCGCUGUGAAUAUAGCGAUAAUGAUAUUGCUGGUAGUAGUUGAGAUAUACGCACAAGUUUCGGUACUUCUGUAAAAUGUGUUGCGCGUUCUUUAUUUAAUGAGUUUAAAAGUUGGCGAGCUUACAUUUAGUCAUGAUAUACUUAUACACAUUUGUAAUCAUGGAUAACCUUGUAAUUACCAUUCUUCGGCCGAAAUUGAUAGGCUUAAUAAAAGUAAUCAAGUAAAGCUCCGGUUGACUCUGGGUUAUCUCUGUUCUGUAACGUUCCUGCGGCUGUUUACUAAAACGUGGUAUUUGGGCAAAUUGCAAUGAAGGAUAGGUAUCACUUUCCGUCCGAGCGAUCCGUAUUAGGAAAUCAUACAAUAGCGUCUCAUCAUUAUGCUAUGCAUUCUCCCAACUCUACUUUACCAAAUUUCUGAUGGAAAUCUACCUCAAAGAUGCCCUAUAAUGACCUCUACUAUAUUGCUUGGUCCCCUCUUUCUUAAAAGCUCUAACCUAAAUUUUCGUCAGAUUAACUGAACGUUCUAACAUGUAGUGUAAGAAAAUAAAAGGUCUUUUAGUGUAUCAGACAGAACAUGUGAGCAAAGUGGACAAAAGGACCAAACUGUUGAGUUCAAGUAAAAGUUCGCUUAAUGCUCUACUCGUAAUGCUACGUAAUAUAUUGUAGUUUCUUAGUUGAGAAACCAGAAAUGUUCGCUCAAAUAUUUUUAACCCAAUUGCCGUUGCGUGCACGAAACUUCUUUCCCUUACUCUGAAACAAAGUCAACGGUGUCGACCGACUUUUUAGGGCAUUUAUUCGGCGACAUUCAAGUCACAUUUUAAUAUUUUUAGUUAGUGAAAAUCUGAGUUAAACAAAUAAUUUUAUAAUCCGAAAACAACUGUAAUUUACGGAAGUUUUAGAUAAAGAGCAGCAGGUCUAAGUAGCUCUUUAGACACAAAACUAAGCAGGCUUUUUAGUUGGGCAUAGCCGCAAAAAUAAAAUGUUUCAUAAAGAAGCCUUUGCGACAUCAAGCGCAAUUACAGACUUGAAAACCUUCGGAUACUUUAUAAUUUUAUUGAUACUUCUCCUAUCUGUAGUCUUUAACAAAACAUGUUAUUAUAUUUUUUUUAGAGAGCUAUCUUUCGAGUCAUUCAAAUUAAUCUCCCUGGGAUAAAUCAAAGAGUUUAUAGAAAGUAGGUCUCUUAGGCGAGAGGCUUUGUGUAUUUAACUGGCAGAAAGCUUAAUUACAAAAUGCUAUUUACUACUUGAUAGCAUACAAAUAUUAAGUCAAAACAAGUGAAAAAAUAAAUUAGGUAAAUUUAAGCUUUAUUAGCCGCAACAUUUUUUAAAUAUCGAAAAUUAAACACUUAUUUAACGUAGCUUAAAGUAAAAGUGUAAUUUUCUAAACAGCUUAUUUGUUUUCUAACUAUUAUUAAAUUUCAUAACUAAAAAAAGAUAAGCUAAGGGCUAUUGGCAACACGGCAAACUUUUGCUUACUUCCGCUGCAAGCUUUUCGGAUUUCCCUCACAACUUUAAUGGCUUUACUUGGCACUGGUUUUAUACCACACUACAGGACUGCGCACAGUUAUACAUACAUAUUAUUUGCUCAUAUACAUAAAUCCGCAAAUAUUAAGUUAUUAAAGUAGAGUUGAGUUAAGAAAGUUCUUAUUUUAACAGUUUAAUGGUAAUAUGAAGCAAAAUCCUGCUAAACACGCACAAAAGCAAUAUAUUCUGAUGGUGUAAAAUUACAUUUUUAUUUCUAUUUUUAAUAUAUUUCUGUAAUAAAAAGUAAAACACAACACGUUCAUACAAUUACAUUCUGUACUAUAAUCAGUAUAAUUAACCUCAAUAUCAAUAUAACCAUUUUCAGUUUUAUGGCUGAUAAUUACCGAUAUUAUAUAUAAAUAUAUGGUAUGUGAUGAACGAGAAGCCUAAAAUGGAGUAAGAAUCCUAUUAUUGCCUUGUGGUAGAAGCUUUGCUUGGUUAAGUGUUAUUUAAGGUUCCUUCAGUAGAUCUUUUGUAAGAUCUUACCUUUGUUUUGUUGUUGAAUGUUUAGAGCGGUAAAAAUAGAAAGUCACGCCAAGAUUUAUCUUCUUUUUAGAUUUGGGAAUAAUUCAGUGCAACCAUAUUUAGAUCAGGAAAUAAAAGGCGUAAGUUCAGAUCUACGUUUUUGCGACCCAAAUUACUUCACAAAAUGAUUUCAACAAUGAUAAUGUAUAUAUCCAAACUUUUUUUGAUAUUUCGAAAACAUAGCAAUACCACCAUCUUUCGCACGCAAAUUAAAGCCUUAAAAUAUGUAUUUGGAAGUAAUCUCGCCUAAACUAGGGCCAAUAAUCUUAUUCCACUUUGUCAAGGUGUAUCCAAAUCAUUACGAGUUCUAUACUUAUCCAGCAAGUUGUUCAGGUGUUUGCUAUAAUGAAUUUCUUCGUUAUUAAACUUUCAUUCGUUGUCCACAAAAAAAUUUACAUAUUUUAAAAUCUCCAUUUAAGCAGUGCUGCCGUUGUCAACAAAGUUGGAAUCAAUCCUAAAAUGUUUUCCACUUAUAAACCCCUUUAAAAAUGUUCAUCGUUACCUGGUGGCUUUUCAAAUCAUCACUCAUGCCAUUCUAUUGAAAUAAGAAAAAACUCCCUUUUAGUUUAACCAUUAGCUGGUAACAUUGCCUUAUUGUGGCUGAAUUGAGCAUAAUUCAUACUUAUGCUGAACGAAACGUUAGAUUAGCUAAUCUAAAAGUGUUUAUUGGCUGUGACCUGUUACUAAAUUUCAGGGAGUGGUUUUCUGGCCGUAUAUUAAAGAGUAAUUAAUAACACUGAAGAGUUAAAUUAAUCAAAUAAGGGAAUAAAUACAUCCAUUGAUCUCUGCACCAUUUGUUUCUGGUUAUCAAAGUAUUGUCUUAUUCCAAAAUGAAAUCUAAAGAUUAUUCAACGAGUGGAUCGUUGUAUACCUUUUUGUUAAACCUUUACAUAUGUGAAGGGUAUGCAAUUUAUAUCAUAAUAAAUUAAUAUGGAAUUCACCACUUUAAAUAUGAGGAGUUACCAAUUUAUGGUUUUUUAAACUAUAUCAUUAGCUUUUAACCUCUGGAAAUGCUUGCAUCAACUCUUUCCCCCUCUCCAACUCUCCAUUAAGGGCUUUAGUAUGUAGAUAUAUUGGCUGCGGCCAACAAGCGAGAGGAAGAAAUUAUUUGGCAUAACCUUAUAUCCUGCUGUGUGGAUUGUUUUUGUAAGGGCGAAAAGCAGCGCUUUAAUUGCCGAUAUUCGAAAGUGUUGCAUGAAUUUCAAUGAGCCGUAUUACUGUGUUCAAAAAAUUUGCAGCUUUAGCUGCUUAAUGUUGUCGGGCUGAACUCAGUCAAAUCGCGCAGCGAGAAUGGUGAUUACAAGCAGCUUGCUUUUAUGGCUCUAGUUAUAUAUAGCGAACCAAAGCAAGAACGAAAUCUACGAAAUCGAGCAAAACCAAGCGAAAGUAUCGAGAGUCACAUUACUAUUAUUUUUUGAGCAUUAUUAUACCGUUAUGAAUUGUUGACGCAAAACUAAGAAAAAACAGAAAAAGUUAUCAAACAAAAUAGUUUCUAGAUUAAGACACAAUAAAUAAAUACUCGUAUACAUGCGUACAUACCUUUAUGUGAGAUUCAAAAAAGGAGAACCAAAAUGUAUUUUAGCAGGACAAUAGCAGAAAAACAAAUAAGCAUUGACACCAUGUAAUAUUAUAGUUAUAAUUGUAGCUUAUGUAAUAAUUAAUUAAGCAAAAGCUUUAUAGCUGUACUUGCAUGUACAUAUGUAAAUAUAAUGUUAUACGUUUAUAUAUAAAAUAUAUAAUUCAAAGCAUAUAACAAAUGUUAAGUCAGUUGCAGUGGCUAAAAAAUACUUGAAGAUAGUCAUACAUACUAGAAAUCUAAAUUUAGUUAGCUUCAAUUGUAUAUAAACUAAGUUAUAAGCUAAGUUACUUUGAUUUCAUUUUGAAGCUUUGCUAUUAUAUGUGUCGCGGCGGUCGAAAAAGUAUUCCGUGGCUAAAUUUAAUUUUCAAAAUGGCCACAAAAUAAUGAUUUUUGUAUUCUAUCAAUUAGACAUGCCCUAAUGUUAGAAAAGUUUGAAACAGUAUUUAAAAAGUAUUAUUAUUACAAGUAUAUUCAUAAAGAUUACUCAAAAUUUUCAAAUACACACCAAGUUUGAAAUUUUUAAAACUUCGUUAAUUUUUUUCUAUUUUGAUGGGUUAUACCUUUAAGAUUCCUUACAAGAACUUGAUUUUAAUCGGCCAGUUUGUAUGGCAGCUAUAUGCUAUGAUGGUCCGAUAUCGCCAGUUCCAACAAACGAGCGGCUUUUUGGUAAGAAAAGGGCGGUUACAAAAUUUCACAUCGACUAAUGGGCUUUCCAAAACCCUUCGCGAAAUUUGUAAAUCUACGUUGCUUUCUGAACACAUCUCGUAUGACUCUUCGCUGAAGAAAGACAGUUGUUUCACUCUUCGCUUGUUAAUUUAUCAAAAUAUACUGAACACAAAUUUCAAAGCCAUGCGUUUAUUUUGACCGCUGUUUUGAGUGCUAUCUCUCUAGAAAAUCUUAUACUACUAUCUAAAGAUGUUGUUUUUGUAAUUUCGUUGACCAAUUCCUUGGCUACUCGAGUUUCGCAAUUAGUACUCAUGGUAAUAUCUGCCUAUUCUCGGUUUAAAAAAUAUUAAUUAUUUAAAAUUUUAUUAUAUUUCGCUAACGAAAUCACAGUAAUUAAAUCGCUUUGUAAAGAAAUAUCUAAUUUUUUAAACUAUCUGAAAAUGUGAAUUAAAUCAAUUUUACUCCAAUUAAUUCUACCUUAGAUAAAUUUAUGAAAGUAAAAUACUUUAUUGUAGUUAAUACUAACUAAUCAUGCAUACCUUUCUUCCACUCAAGUCUUCAUAACGGCAAAUAAUCGUGGGUAGUAUAUGGUAUAUGUACAUCCACAUAAAUAAAAAAAUAAAUACACGUAAAAAAAUAUAAAUAGAGUAAUUAAUAAGUAGGCUAAAUAAAUUUGCGCAAAAGAGAAUUUGUAUCAAAGAAGUAUAAUAGCCAUAGCUUAAGAGUAGGGAGGCUUAUUCUUAGCAAAAUCUUGUUUUUGCGAAUAGGACGUUCAAAUGUAAAUAUAUAUAUAUUUAUAUAAUAGAAUUAUAUAAGUACCAGAAUAUGCGUCUGAUUAAAAAUUAUUAACAUAUACUAAUGUUAAUAACAACAGUAAAAGACAAAUGCUUUGUAAAUAAAUCAAGAAAUAUUUAAUCCCAAUACUCAAAUGGCAAUAAAAUGUGUAGACAGUGCAACAUUAAUAGAAAUAAAUAAAACAUGUACCAUAUAUUAUUAAAA